AUGUUCUCCGCCUUGUACGAGAAUUACCACGAAGCUUUCAAGCGGUACGUGGUGGCCGAUGCGAAUGUCUUGCAGGAGUUCUGGCGGCUACAGAAGAAGCACCCGCAGUUCAACGACCACCCUGUGGUAAGCCAGGCUUCCUUUGAGCCUCGAAAGUUCGUGCCGCUUUCUUUACACGGCGAUGGAACACCUGCAAUAGGUGUCGGGAAGAUAUGGAGCCGAAUGUUAACCACCUGGAGCUGGUGUAGCCUGGUUGGUGGUCCUGCCUGGACCAAGGAUUCGCAACUGCCCAUUUAUUUCCUCUUCGAUGAAACAGAUGACGGCACAGCAGCGACUACCUUCCUCAGCAUGCUGGCCUGGAGCUUCAAGGUGCUGCAAGAAGGUCUUUGGCCCUUUGCAGACCACAAGGGCAACCUGUACCCGCCCACGAGCGACCUGGGCCGUAAGGCAGGAUCGCCCUUGGCGGGGGGGUGGAAAGGCGUCAUCUGGGCAUUGGUCGGCGAUCUUGAGUAUAUGGUCUCAAGAUUGAACAUGCCACAUUUUGGCCAAAAGCACAACCCGUGCGGCCUUUGCAAAUGCUCGGGCGACGAGACUUCCACCUCCUGGAGGAAUUGCAAACCGACAGCGCCAUGGCUCAGCAUGCAAUGGUCUUUGGCAGAGUGGCGGUCUUUUCCGGACCGCCCGAAAAACCCGCUGUUCGACAGCGGAGUAUGCUCUGCACUCAGUUGCCACAUGGACUACAUGCACACGAAGUACUUGGGGCUGGAUCCUCUGGGAUUCGGGAGUGUGCUGAGCUUGCUCGUCAACUUCGUGUUGCCCGACUCACCUCUCGCGAAUUUGCGAUGUGUGUGGGAGCACCUGCUCAGCUCCUACAAAGCCUUGAAAAUCGUGGAAAGGUUCAGGGGCAUGAGAAAGCUCAGUCUUUUUCAGAGGAAGAAGCUCCCGCCGAAACUCAAGGGGAGAGCCAUGCAGAUCCAGGCUCUGGGGGAACCACUACUCCUCUGCUGGCAGAAUUUCAUGAACAAAGACCUCGAAAUUCACCUCAAGAUCGAGAACUACUUGAAGGUGAAUCUAGCCCUCGAGAAGAUCCUGCAUGCUACGAGGACGGAGAUGGCCAUGCCUCCAGACCAUGCGGAGAAGUUCAAGAAAUUGGCUUUCGGGCUCUGCCAGCUGCACCGACAGCUGCGGGAACACUUUGAAGGAAACUACUUCGCAGACCUCCCGAAGAUGCAUUUCUUCUUGCAUGCCUGCCUUUUGGCAGAUGUGCUGCAUCCCCGGCUCACAUGGUGCUUCAAAGGAGAGGAUCUUCAGAAGAUCUCUCGAACCUUGGCUGGCUCCUGCUGCCGGGCUGUGACCGGCCCUCGGGCUGCGGCAAAAAUGUCGCAGCAGCUCCGCAUAGCUUGGCACUUGCGGCUGGACAGGCUUUGUGGAGAGUGA
Molecule: messenger RNA, 1437 nt
Organism: Symbiodinium sp. CCMP2592
Lineage: Eukaryota; Dinophyceae; Suessiales; Symbiodiniaceae
Source: the annotation of a GenBank genome assembly